AUGGCUUCAGUACCCAGACAGCUCCGCGCCUGCUUGGUCUGCUCGUUCACGCAACAGGCCUCCAAAUUCCAAAAGAGCGGCUGUCCCAACUGCGAAGGAUUCCUCGAAAUGCGCAAUAACACCGACGCAGUAGCUGACUGUACGAGUGAGGUAUUUGAAGGCCUGGUCACAGUUAACGACACCAACACCAGCUGGGUCGCGAAGUGGCUACGGAUUCAAGGCUACGUCGCUGGCAUCUACGCAGUGAAAGUGAACGGCUUGCUGGCGGAGGAGUACACCGCUGCAGCAGAGAAUGCUGGGAUCAGAUACAUUCCGCGAGAUGGAAGCGCUAGUCACGACGAGUAA
Pseudocercospora fijiensis CIRAD86 is the source of this 345-nucleotide messenger RNA. RefSeq lists its product as uncharacterized. Gene Ontology annotation, biological process: regulation of transcription elongation by RNA polymerase II; mRNA processing; chromatin organization. Gene Ontology annotation, cellular component: DSIF complex; nucleus. The record is from RefSeq and is a predicted model, not a curated record. The coding region runs from base 1 to 345 and encodes 114 amino acids. Gene Ontology annotation, molecular function: RNA polymerase II complex binding; zinc ion binding. The transcript is spliced from 3 exons. NCBI's taxonomy places the organism in Eukaryota, Fungi, Ascomycota, Dothideomycetes, Mycosphaerellales, Mycosphaerellaceae.